AUGGGAGACGGAGCGAACGUCUUCAAUACUUUUAGUUUCAAUAAAUGGGCUGAUGGCAAAAGAGAAGAAGAAAUUGAUAAAGAAAGUCGAAAAAGAAGAGCUGAACAAGUAAGUUGAAAAUUAACAAAAAUCUGAAUUCUGAAUUAAAUUAAUUUGCCAGAUAAAACGACUCAAAGAGCGUUUACGAAAAGAAAGAGCUUUGCGCGAAUCUCAAGGAGAUGGAGAUUUGGAUCUGGAAGCACUUAUUGAGGCGAUUCAAAAUGGUCAGGAAAUCAAUGAGAACCCAAACGAUUUGAGUUCGGCUAGUGAAUCAACAAGACCCAGAAGAAGCGGGUUACCUGAUGUUCUGACAGAUGACUAUAUUUUCAAUGAAAUUGAUAUGUUUUCGAGACGGAACAGAGAUUUGAAAAUGAAAGCUUUAGAAACAGAUUUUUCUGUUCCACAACCACCGCCGGAAAUCAAAAAACCAGGUGAGUCAUCGAAUAUUUCGAAAAAUAAACACCUGAUCACAGAUCCCCUCUCCUGGCAAUAUAACCGUCGGAAUGCUGAGAAUAAUGUUAUGCUCCCUGUGGAAAAAACCAACAAUAAUUUUAAAUUCAAUAGAAAACUGAAUUCUUAA
Molecule: messenger RNA, 619 nt
Organism: Caenorhabditis angaria
Lineage: Eukaryota; Metazoa; Nematoda; Chromadorea; Rhabditida; Rhabditidae
Source: the annotation of a GenBank genome assembly